AUGGCCCGUUCCCCCGCCGCAAACAGCUGCGGACUGCGAAGGCGUCAGAUACGCAUGCGCAAGACGGCCGGCGGUGGGCUACAAGGCAGAGUGGAACGCUUGGUGCAGGGCAAGGCAGCAGAGGUGAGCAGGCUUGGAGAUUGGAAAGCCAUGCCUCUCUUUGGGAACACAUUCAGUCCAAAGAAAACUCCCCCUAGGAAAUCAGCCUCUCUCUCCAACCUGCACUCGCUGGACAGAUCGACCCGUGAAAUUGAGCUGGGCCUGGACUAUGGCACUCCCAACAUGAACCUCACUGGACAGAGUCUGAAGUUUGAGAAUGGCCAAUGGAUAGCAGAGUCAGGGAGCAGCAGUGGGGAUCGCAGGGAGACACAGCGCCUGCGCAAGCGGAACCAGCAGUUGGAGGAAGAAAACAAUCUCCUGCGUCUGAAAGUGGAUAUCCUGCUGGACAUGCUCUCUGAGACCACAGCUGAGUCCCAUCUGAUGGAGAAGGAGCUGGAGGACCUGAAGAGUCACAGCCGGAGGAGGAAGUGAACAACAGCAAGAAACGGGGUUAGGGGACAGGCAAGCAAGGGAAUCUGGUUUGAAUUCUCCAUCACCCAUGCAAGCAGGGCUCCUAAAGCUGAAGGGCUCCUAAAGCCUGGCUGGGGCAGCUUCAUUGUCUUGGUAGCACUUGGUGAUAUUACAGUCCGCUGGACAGGUAGCCAAGUUCCAAUGGCUUGAAAUGUUAAUGGGGCCUCCAAUCAGAAGGAUCUACUAUACUACUCCAUAGAGCUGCUGCAAUGCUCUUGAUAAGUCACUGUAGGACAUGUUCUGUAGUGAUGAACAUCUGUUUCUCCCAGACCACUCCUCACUUCUUUUCCUCUAUAGACCUGCCACUCAAGGCACAGAGCCGUUGAUGGAAGCACAUGUUGAUAAUCUGUUUUCUCAAGGAGUGCUGGGCAAGAGUCCUUUCUAUACUGUGAGCAGAGGAGUAUUUGUGAGUGGAUGGUAGGGAAGAUGUCUUUGUAUAUGUGCAUGGCCUUAGUGUCUCUGGUUUGCAGAUUCUGUAUGGGUCUCCUUGCUAAUAUCUCACAAGCUUCAGAUUGGCCCUUCCCCUGACUCCUGUUCUAAAAAUCAAAUAACAUCCUAAACUAAAAUAGUCUUUCCAUUUUCAGAUAUUUAUUAUUAUUAUUUUUGUACAAACCAUUAACUCUGCUUCCUGCUGUUGGCAGGUGGGUUUCUGGAAUUGUUUGUUCUCCUGAGUGUUUCUUACGUUUGUAUAAAAUGAAAACAAAUUAAAAAAAUUCUAUAAAAUUAAAACAAAUCACAUUUGUGAAUCAGUUACAUUCUUGCGAAGGUCGGGAUCAGGUUACAGGCACAUGUGUAUAUACACACGCACGCACACACAUAUAUAAAAACAGUAGCACCUAUAAGCCCUAACUGAAAGCAGGCCCCAGUGCGCUAGAUGCUGCAUAGACAUGUAGUGAGAAACAGUCCUUGCCCUGAAGAGCUUACAGUCUGAUUACAUAGG
Molecule: messenger RNA, 1510 nt
Organism: Emys orbicularis (European pond turtle)
Lineage: Eukaryota; Metazoa; Chordata; Testudines; Emydidae
Gene: CBY1
Product: chibby 1, beta catenin antagonist
Exons: 5
Coding region: 1-531 (176 amino acids)
Source: RefSeq, a predicted model, not a curated record